UCCCACAAGAAAAUGUUUGUAAGGUGGAGGAGGACGGGGUUUUCAGUGACCAGCACCUGGAUAACCUGGAGAGGAGCUGCAGCCCGGACCAGGAGGAACCAGGGCAUCCACAGACUACAGAACUGGAGGAAGACUCCAGCGGUCAGGAGAUGAAGCACGAGGACGUAGAGGUGGAUGUCUCAUUGGUCAAUGUCGCUGAUGUGAAAGUUGAAAAUGGUGAACCAGGACCAAACUGUGGCCAGCUGCUGUUGCACACUUCUCCUGAAGCUCAAAACAAAGAUGAGGAAGGAACUGAAAGUUUACGCUCAGACUCCAGUAAAACUGCAGAUCCACAGCCAAUGAGACGACACGGUGACCGCGAAGAUGCUGCUGUCCCGUCAGACAGCAACUGUAAAUCAAAGCUGACCAGGACCCACACGGGGAAGAAGGCGUUUUCUUGCAGCACUUGCAAGAAAGAGUUCAGUAAAAGUCAUAUUUUAAUGAAUCACAUGAAGAUCCACACUGGCGAAAGGCCGUACCUGUGCAACACCUGCGGAAAAUUGUUUAGAAAGUCAUCAACAUUCAAUAAGCAUAAAAUGAUCCACAUGGGCGAGAAGCCCUACAUCUGCAAAACAUGUGGAAAAAGUUACACAGACCGUUCCAGCCUGCUGGUUCACUCGAGGACCCACACUGGCGAAAGGCCGUACCUGUGCAACACCUGCGGCAAAAGCUUUACUAGAUCAUCACUUCUUAAAAGCCACAUAACCACGCACACGGGCGAGAAACCCUUCAUCUGCAAAACAUGUGGAAAAAGUUACACAGAACGUUCCAGCCUGCUGGUUCACUCGAGGACCCACACCGGCCAAAAGCCGUACCUGUGCAACACCUGCAGCAACGCCUUUACUUAUUUAUCAGCUCUUAAGCGCCACAUAACCACACACACGGGCGAGAAGCCCUACAUCUGCAAAACAUGUGGAAAGAGGUACACAGAACGUUCAACCCUUGUGAUUCACUUGAGGACCCACACCGGUGAAAGGCCGUACCUGUGCAACACCUGUGGAAAAACCUUUACUAAAACAUCACAUCUUAAACGGCACAUAACCACUCACAUGGGUGAAAGUGAUAUUUGUGCAAGACGUGCAACAAAGGUUUUAGCUGCAGAAUGGAUUUGCUGAGUCACAUGAAAAGUCACCCGGAGGAGAAGUCUGGUGACUCGUGACAAAUGAAGCUCAUGUUGUCGUCCUCUGGGGGCAGCUGUCCGCUCCUGUCUGACCCACAGAAGAAGAACCCGCAGAAGUCCAACCACCACUUCCUGUGGCUGAUGAGCCUAAUCCCCUCCCCACAAGGGUUGCAGGUUCAACCCGGAUUUAUGCUUCUCCGUCAACUUGACGCAGAGGGAACGAUGUGGUUGUGUACUUUUUUUAAAGUUCUGCAUUGAGUUUUUUUGAAUCCCUGUUCCUUCUUAAAAUCGUUAUUUGUUGCUGUUGGUAACUUGCCGUCUCCACGGUGCAAAUAAAGAGCUGUUAGUAUUUGCUGAAAGUUUCUUUAAACGUGACAGUUUAUUUCGUUCAUCUACAAAGCCUCUCUCACACGUCCUUUUUCCUGUCUGUUUCUUCUUCACUCACAUUCUCUUUGUAAAGUUAAUCUGCAGCUCCAUGUUGUUAAACUCUCUCCAUCUACUUCGUUCAAAGGUUAG
Cololabis saira (Pacific saury) is the source of this 1675-nucleotide messenger RNA. RefSeq names its product zinc finger protein 239-like. Lineage: Eukaryota; Metazoa; Chordata; Actinopteri; Beloniformes; Belonidae. The transcript has a single exon. The record is from RefSeq and is a predicted model, not a curated record. Bases 150 to 1154 code for a protein of 334 amino acids. Gene Ontology annotation, biological process: regulation of DNA-templated transcription. Gene Ontology annotation, molecular function: RNA polymerase II cis-regulatory region sequence-specific DNA binding; DNA-binding transcription factor activity, RNA polymerase II-specific.